CCCCACUCAAUUUCAAUGAGAUUGACAACUGGUUCUGGUUCCUUUAGGGGAUUCGAAAAGCGGAAGACUAGCCGAGCAAACUUAAAGGGUCAAUGCCGAGCUCCAGAAACGCCGAGUUGUUCCCCCAUCACCAUGACGUGGACGUGGACGCGAGAAUCAAGGCGGGACGGACCCAUGAGUGUGGAAGCCCGAUCCAUGGCCCGGCCAUUCAGUCCUCUUUAACAGCCGACUGGUUCAAUCUUUAUUCUUACAUUGCUCAAUCCCGACACGACCCCAAUAUAAUUCAUUCGAUAUUCUGAGGAUAGAGCUUUAAGACCUCGACCGAAAUUGAAUGCUUUUUGCAAAAGUCCCGUCUCAUUUUUAUUCAGACGCAAGACUGAUCUUGAGUGGGAGAGACCAGAAACUGGACGUCCGAGAACAUCUCCCUCCACAUCAAUCACAACGUGCGAUCAAAACAUGGCGACACAGCAGCCCGUUAAAGUCGCCAUUAUAGGCGCGGGGUAUGUGGGGGCAACGACGGUCUACGCGCUGCUCCUAAGCCGUGCGGCCGCCGAGAUCGUCCUCGUCGACAUAGACGAGGACCGCGCCCGAGGUGAAGCCAUGGACCUAGCCCACGCGGCGCCCUUCUCACAUCAAACCCGGGUCUGGAGCGGGCAGUACGAAGACUGCGCCGGCGCGACCGUCAUCAUCCUCACAGCCGGCGCGAACCAGAAACCGGGCCAGACGCGGACCCAGCUCGCCGAGACCAACUACAACAUCUUCAGGGAGAUCGUGCCCCGCGUCGCCCGCCACGCCUCGAGCGAAGCCGUCCUCGUCGUCUCCGCCAACCCGGUCGACGUGCUCACCCACGCCGCCGUCACGUUCUCCGGCUUCCCGCCCCACAGGGUCGUCGGCUCCGGCACUUCGCUCGACUCGGCCCGCUUCGCGUCCGAGCUGGGACGACGUCUCCAGAUCGACGCCGCGAGUAUCCAUGCCAUCAUUAUCGGCGAGCACGGCGACGCGGAGAUCCCCGUCUGGUCCCUCGCCACCGUGUCCGGUAUGCAUAUCCGCGACUACUGCAGGCAGGCCGACCUGGACUUUGGCGACGAGGCCAUGGAGCGCUGCUUCGAAGAGACGAAGCAGGCGGCCGGGCGCAUCAUAGGGCUCAAGGGCGCAACGGGGUACGGCAUCGCCGCGGAAUUGUUGCGUAUUGUGCAGGCUAUCGUGCGGAACGAGAAUACCCUGCUGCCCGUCUCGUGUGUCGGGUCGUACGCCGGCGUCGACGACGUCGCCCUCAGCGUUCCCCGGAAGGUGAACCGUGACGGAUGUCGCGACGCCGUGCCUCUGCUUCUGAAUGAGGAGGAACAGAAGGGUCUCGGAGAAUCUGCGCAGAAACUGAAGGGCAUCAUCGAUUCCCUUCAGUCAUGA
Sodiomyces alkalinus F11 is the source of this 1407-nucleotide messenger RNA. Its product is annotated as L-lactate dehydrogenase. NCBI's taxonomy places the organism in Eukaryota, Fungi, Ascomycota, Sordariomycetes, Glomerellales, Plectosphaerellaceae. Gene Ontology annotation, biological process: carboxylic acid metabolic process. The record is from RefSeq and is a predicted model, not a curated record. Gene Ontology annotation, molecular function: L-lactate dehydrogenase (NAD+) activity. Bases 457 to 1407 code for a protein of 316 amino acids. The transcript is spliced from 2 exons. Gene Ontology annotation, cellular component: cytoplasm.